CACUUUCCCCUCGCGCGUCUCUCCGAGCUGCCUCCUGAGCUCACUCGCGUGGUGCGGACCUCGUGAGCAUUCAUGCGAGUUCUCCUGUUUGUAGUGUGAGUUACGUUUUGGUGUUUACAGUUAAGCUCAUAAAGUUGUCGCUUUUUUUUAUCUGACCUCCAUUCUCUUCUGACCUCCACCCUCCGAUGACAUCUCUCGGCUCACCCUUAUUUGUUGAACCAACUCAGCAGUCAUGUGUCAUUAUCGCAAAAUCUCGUAAACUCUCUAUCAUCAAGUGACAUUUUUGUUGUAUAUUAAAUUGAAGAAGAAAACUACAUUCUCGGACAUAUAAUUAAUCUAAAUGGUCACUCAGCCCAGCUAGAGGACGGACACAAAGUCCAGACUCACUAUGAGCUCGAGAAACCAUCCAUCCAUGCCAUCUGAUAGACACAGAUCAAUACCAUCCACGUCACACGUCAAAUCAAUUCUUGCCAGGACGUCUCAAUCAAGUCAAGGUAGAGAUACACAAACUGCGUACCAUCCAAACAGUUUUAGACUUCCGUUGAACCAACGGCUCUGCCAGGCAACUUCAGGCAGUCACGUAUUGAUUGCAGUCUCAAGAUUGUGAGAGUAUAUUUAUUUCCCUUGCACUAAUGUCCAAGCCAGGUUGUAUCAUUUGAACUCAAGUUAUUUACACAUGCAUUAGUUCAUCUUCCCAUAUCUCCAGCAGCACCCCCACCUUCGCUUUCCUCCGUCUGAGAAUUAUCAUCUCCAGAUACGUGAAAUCCAAUGCGGCCAUGCUCAGACAUAAAGAUAGAUGUAGGAGUUGAGAGGUCAGGGCUCCGGAAGCUAUUAAUAGUGCUGCCGGGAAUCACACACAUUUCUACAGCCGUGUCGGUAUCACCACCUCUCCUUACCCUCUCAGGAUUAUAUCAUCACAUGUUACAUAGAUAAAGACUUCAGAGUCGUCAGAUUUAUGACAUAACCUUGACAUUGAUUUUACUUCCUGUUUCAACACCGCACCUGCCUAUAUGUGUAUUAAAAAGCAGUACCAGCUUCUACUGCGCAAGUCAGUUAAAGUCCAUCUUAAGUUUACAUUACCAGGAGUAGUCAUUUUAACUCCAAAGUUACCAACAUUUACCUAACACACGUUCAACAUUUCCAGGUCACAGAGUACUUCUAGUAAAAUCUCUUGAAAUAAAUGUAUACUCACACAUAAUACAAUGCUUUUUAAAACCUGUACGUAGGUAUAUCAAAUACAAACAUUUUAAUUAACACUAUAUAACUUAUGCAUAUAUCUCAGCACAACAUUUUCUACAUCAAAAAACUAAAGUAAAGUAUGGCAUACGAAGAGGAUUUCAAAUAGAAAGUUCCAUAUAUCAAAAACAAGGUUUUAACACAUUGAUAUAUAGUAAAGAGCAGCUCCCAGUUAAUACUUGUAUUAUAGAAAUAAAGUAAGAAAUAUACUUAUACUCUAACGUCCAUUCUCUCAAAGGCUAUUCUUGGCUUCAGAAAGAGUGACCUCACUAACAUGGGUCUUAGUUGACGUGUGAUCAUGAAAACGUUUAGCUGGCUAGUGCUGAGGUUCCAAAUGGCGACAGACAAAGUUCAAUUCAUGUCCAGCGUGAGGCACGGCGCUCUGGUCACCUGACCUACAUAGCUGAGCAGUCAUGGGUAAGGUCGACAAAGUAAGCAGGUUAGCCGGACAGGUUAUUUUAAUCUGCAAGGUCCUGAUGUUAGUGGCAGACGUGGCCUUCCCACCCCCACAGCUUGUGGAGACAAACACAAAUACCACUGCCCCCAUCAUGGCCGCUAAAAUUGACGGUCACAUCAUCAUCGGCGGGCUGUUUCCCAUCCAUAACAAAGGGGAGAAAGGCUGUGGCGCCAUUAAUGCAGAUAGGGGAAUCGAACGUCUAGAGGCGUUUCUCUUCACGAUUGAUGAAAUAAACAACAGUUCCACGCUCCUUCCGGGCAUAACCUUAGGGGCCUCGGCCUAUGACACCUGCGGUAGGGCGCCGUACGCCCUGGAACAAUCACUCGAGUUUAUUCGGGCCUCCAUCUCCAACUUGGACCCCACCGAGUUCUACUGCAGCGACGGCUCUAAGGCCAACCCCGUCAGCAUCCCUACUGCAGUGGCUGGGGUGGUCGGGGGCUCGUAUAGUACAGUAUCGAUUCAAGUAGCCAAUCUCCUUCGAUUGUUUAAAAUCCCACAAAUCAGCUAUGCCUCGACAUCGGCCUCACUGAGUGACAAAUCGCGGUACGAGUUCUUCGUCCGGACCGUGCCCCCUGACGACUUACAGGCAAAAGCACUCGCAGAUAUUGUGGCGAAAUUCAACUGGUCCUACGUCGCCGCUGUCCACUCGGAGGGCGAAUACGGGGAACCGGGCAUCGACCAGUUUAAAGUGGAGGCCAAGUCUAAAAAUAUCUGUAUCGCGGCCGAUAUCGAGAUCCCGAUCUCAGCGACCAACGCCACCUAUGAACAAGUUCUAAAAGACUUGCAGGAGAAACAUGAAGCCAAAGUGGUCAUUGUCUUCGUCAGAACUGAAGACGCCAUGGGCUUGCUCAACGCGGCCACGCGGCUCAACGUUACCGGCAAGUUCGUCUGGAUUGCCAGUGACGCCUGGGGGAACAGGAACGCCCUGGUGAAAAACAACGCCCUGGCAGCCCAGGGGGCGAUAACCUUAGAACUCCAAUCUUCGCCCAUCACUAAAUUUGAGGAGUACUUUCUAAAUUUAAACCCGCGAACUAAUCGACGCAACCCGUGGUUCGUGGAGUACUGGGAAGAUGAACACAAGUGUGCCUGGAACGACAAGCCCCACGUGACCCCCUACUCGGCCGGGGGCCCACCGCAGUACCAGCCGACCCGGCCGUGUCAGGGUGACGAGAGGCUGACUCGCAAGUUGACCUCUCAAGAGAGUAAGACCCAGUUUAUCUAUGACGCCGUGUACGCCUUCGCUCACUCGUUGGACAGAAUGCAGAGGGACUUGUGCCCUGGCAUCAGGGGCGUAUGCUCCAAAAUGAAAAAGAUAGACGGAGAGAAAUUGUUGAGAGAUUAUCUGCUGAACAUCUCCUUUGAUAAUGGUUAUGGAGCUACUGUGAAAUUUGAUGAAAGAGGUGACGCCCCUGGACGAUACAUGAUUAUGAACUUUCGGCGAAACCGUCGUACACGAGAAUACGAAUAUCACGUGGUAGGCACGUGGAGCGGUGAGCUGAACCUCAACCAAUCAGAUAUCGUUUGGGCCGGAGAGACGCAGGAUGUGCCUCGGUCACGCUGCAGCGAGCCCUGUCAGGAGGGCGAGAUCAAAUACAACCAAAAGGGAGAGCAGUGCUGCUGGAUCUGCACUCGCUGCAACCCUUGGGAGUACAUCCAGAACGAGAAAACAUGCGAGUCCUGCGAGGCCGGAUACUGGCCAUACCCCAACAAGACCGGCUGCUUCGCACUGGAGGUGCAGUACAUGACCUGGAGUAGCAUCUACGCCGUCAUUCCCAUGGUGCUUGCCACCGUCGGCAUCAUCUGCACCCUCUUCGUCAUCUGUCUCUUCGUUAUGUUUAACGGCACCCCAGUAGUCAUGGCCUCGGGCAGAGAGCUGAGCUAUAUGCUGCUUGGGGGCUGCGUCUUUUGUUUCUUUAUGACCUUUAUGAUCGUGGCGCCACCGUCCACUAUCAUGUGCUCCAUCCAGAGGUUUGGGGUGGGCUUCGGCUUCAGCAUCGUCUACUCCUCGCUGCUCAUCAAGACAAACAGAAUCUCCAGGAUAUUCGAGAGCGCGAGGCGUUCGGCCAAGCGGCCGCCUUUCAUCAGCCCCAAAUCUCAGAUAGUAAUGACUUGUAUCCUUAUAUUUAUUCAGGUAUUGUUCACAUUCGUCUGGUUGCUCUUGGAGCCGCCAGGGACGAGGCUGGUGUACCCGGACUCUAGAGAGCCAGUGGUCAUCCGGAAGUGUAAGAGUGACGACAUCUCCUUCCUGGUGAGCCUUGUGUACAACAUGCUGCUCAUCAUUAUCUGUACGGUGUACGCCGUCAAGACCAGGAAGAUUCCAGAAAACUUUAACGAGUCCAAGUUUAUUGGCUUCUCAAUGUACACAACCUGCAUCAUCUGGCUCGCCUUCGUGCCUAUCUACUUUGGUACUUUACAUUCGUUUAGGAUACAAAUUACAACACUGUGUGUGUCAAUCAGUCUGAGUGCUAGUGUGGCCCUACUGUGCCUAUUCCUACCCAAAGUGUAUAUAAUUGUCUUCCAGCCUCAGAAGAAUGUCCGGAAGUUGACUAUGAACUCUGCCAGCUACAAAAUGGCCCCCACGGCGUCCACAGCAAUGGGGAACAAUCAUAGCGGUAAUGAAGUUGUGAGUUCCGAGCACCUGAGACUGAAUGUCCAGCCAAGGUCAGCGGCGGCGGCAGGAGCGACAACGGAGACAGAGACGGAUGACAGGGAUUCUUUAGCCUCACUGUGAAAACGACACUGAGACUUUCCAGCUGAGACAUUCAGCGUCGGAUAAAGCGCCCCGCAUUAGGCGUUUACAUCAUGCUGUCAAGGAACAGAUAAAUGGGAUUCUUCUAGAGCGAUAUCACCAGACACUAUCACCAGACGGCAGCAGAAAAUGACCCUGCAGUCUGCAGGACAAUAUGUGAUAACAGCUCUCCGAACUAUGAAUAAAGGCGUUCUGAUCGCCAAACGUGGAACUUAGGCUCUGAAACACAAAAGUAAUAUCCAGUGAAAUAGUCAGACGUAGCUUACAUUUGUUUCACAUUCUGACCUAAACGUGACAGGAAACCAACUGGUGAGGCCAAAACGUGACAGGAAACCAACUGGUGAGGCCAAAACGUGACUGGAAACCAACUGGUAAGGCCAAAACGUGACAGGAAACCAAAUGGUGAGGCCAAAACGUGACAGGAAACCAACUGGUAAGGCCAAAGAAACAAAAUCACACAGUAAGAGUUAAGUAUUUCAAACACUGUUCAUUGACUUCCGUUUUAAAAUUACCUGGUCUCGGUCUAGUCUUAAAUUUUCCGUUAAAAAAAUCUACUCCUGUGUGUCCGUGAUCAAAAGAAUCUACUCCUGUGUGUCCGUGACCAAAAGAAUCUACUCCAGUGUGUCCAUGAUCAAAAGAAUCUACUCCUGUGUGUCCAUGAUCAAAAGAAUCUACUCCAGUGUGUCCAUGACCAAAAGAAUCUACUCCUGUGUGUCCGUGACCAAAAGAAUCUACUCCUGUGUGUCCAUGACCAAAAGAAUCUACUCCUGUGUGUCCAUGAUCAAAAGAAUCUACUCCUGUGUGUCCGUGAUCAAAAGAAUAUACUCCAGUGUGUCCGUGACCAAAAGAAUCUACUCCAGUGUGUCCAUGAUCAAAAGAAUCUACUCCUGUGUGUCCGUGACCAAAAGAAUCUACUCCUGUAUGUCCGUGGUCAAAAGAAUCUACUCCUGUGUGUCCAUGAUCAAAAAAAUCUACUCCAGUGUGUCCAUGACCAAAAGAAUCUACUCCAGUGUGUCCAUGACCAAAAGAAUCUACUCCUGUGUGUCCAUGACCAAAAGAAUCUACUCCUGUGUGUCCGUGGUCAAAAGUAUCUACUCCUGUGUAUCCAUGACCAAAAGAAUCUACUCCUGUGUGUCCGUGGUCAAAAGAAUCUACUCCAGUGUGUCCAUGACCAAAAGAAUCUACUCCUGUGUGUCCAUGACCAAAAGAAUCUACUCCUGUGUGUCCAUGAUCAAAAGAAUCUACUCCAGUGUGUCCGUGACCAAAAGAAUCUACUCCAGUGUGUCCAGGACCAAAAGAAUCUACUCCUGUGUGUCCAUGACCAAAAGAACCUACUCCUGUGUGUCCAUGGUCAAAAGAAUCUACUCCAGUGUGUCCGUGACCAAAAGAAUCUACUCCUGUGUGUCCAUGAUCAAAAGAAUUUACUCCAGUGUGUCCAUGACCAAAAGAAUCUACUCCUGUGUGUUGUGUCCGUGACCAAAAGAAUCUAAUCCUGUGUGUCCGUGACGAAAAGAAUCUACUCCUGUGUGUCCGUGACGAAAAGAAUCUACUCCUGUGUGUCCGUGACGAAAAGAAUCGUUCCAGUAGGAAGCUGCCUUGUUAGUAAGUCUCUUGAAAGACAAAACAGAGAACUUAUCACACAAACUUGAUAUUGUCAUUCUAUUAAACAUCGACUGUUUAUUACUAUUAAUUGAAUCAAAACGUUUAAAUUAAGUAUAGCGUGAACAGAGGAGGCAUGAAAGAGGAUUGAAAGAUAUUUUAGAAUUUAAAAUCCUUAUUUCAUUAUAUUUUGAGUUGUACUGGCUUGAACAUUGACACUAUUUAUACAGUUUGGUUACCUGAAAUGUUCAAAGGAACUAGAGCAGCGUGGACAUAUGUUUCUGUACAAAGAACAAUGUUAUAUUUCUAUUAUCAAUCAUUUCUUUGCUCUAGCCAGUCUGUACAACACUCUACAUAAGAGUCAUCUGAAAGUUAAUUGUCGCCCAUCAUAUUUUUAUGUUAUAUUUUUGUAAUGAACAUUUUGCGUUAUUUUAUGAGGGCUUUUUUUUUAAAUCUGUUCUCUAAGUGAUGUCACAUGACCUGGCGUCGUGUCGAGAUAUUUAAUGUGAAAAUAGUCUUGCUUAAAACCAAAUGAGCCCAAGUAGAUGGCUGUACAGUAGUGUGCGGUGUAGUAGAAGACUCAGUGCCCAAUUAGAUGGCUGUACAGUAGUGUGCGGUGUAGUAGAAGACUCAGUGCCCAAGUAGAUGGCUGUACAGUAGUGUGCGGUGUAGUAGAAGACUCAGUGCCCAAGUAGAUGGCUGUACAGUAGUGUGCGGUGUAGUAGAAGACUCAGUGCCCAAGUAGAUGGCUGUACAGUAGUGUGCGGUGUAGUAGAAGACUCAGUGCCCAAGUAGAUGGCUGUACAGUAGUGUGCGGUGUAGUAGAAGACUCAGUGCCCAAGUAGAUGGCUGUACAGUAGUGUGCGGUGUAGUAGAAGACUCAGUGCCCAAGUAGAUGGCUGUACAGUAGUGUGCGGUGUAGUAGAAGACUCAGUGCCCAAGUAGAUGGCUGUACAGUAGUGUGCGGUGUAGUAGAAGACUCAGUGCCCAAGUAGAUGGCUGUACAGUAGUGUGCGGUGUAGUAAAAGACUCAGUGCCCAAGUAGAUGGCUGUACAGUAGUGUGCGGUGUAGUAGAAGACUCAGUGCCCAAGUAGAUGGCUGUACAGUAGUGUGCGGUGUAGUAGAAGACUCAGUGCCCAAGUAGAUGGCUGUACAGUAGUGUGCGGUGUAGAAGAAGAAGUGCACCGAUACAAAAGUUUACAAAGUAUUCCACAAAGGUAUUAGAGCACCCUCCUUCUCCCACGUUUGUCUACACUAUGUUUGGUUUAUUUCUGUGACACAAUGUGAAAGAAGUUCAAUUGUAGUUUAGUUUAGGAUUGCUUUUGACUAGCGCACCUCAAUCUUGCUCGUAUUGAUUGCUUUUUUUGGUGUGCAGGGGAAUGUUUCGGUGCUGCCUUAAGGCGCC
Biomphalaria glabrata is the source of this 7447-nucleotide messenger RNA. RefSeq names its product metabotropic glutamate receptor-like. Bases 1650 to 4424 code for a protein of 924 amino acids. The transcript has 6 exons. Gene Ontology annotation, biological process: G protein-coupled glutamate receptor signaling pathway; regulation of synaptic transmission, glutamatergic. The record is from RefSeq and is a predicted model, not a curated record. Gene Ontology annotation, molecular function: group II metabotropic glutamate receptor activity. Lineage: Eukaryota; Metazoa; Mollusca; Gastropoda; Planorbidae. Gene Ontology annotation, cellular component: membrane.